GUCGAGUAGUACGUCAAUUUAACCUCAUACAACCAUAGAUAAAAGAAAAGAUGCCCCGCAAAGUCGCUGCAAAAAAAUCGUCUUCGAAGUCGACAACUGUCGACAGUAAAAAGAAGCGUUCAUCCAGUAGUGAUAGUGAUGACAGCGAGCAUAGUAACCCAAGACGGGGCCCGAAAUUUGAAGAAUUCACAGAAGAAGACGCACUCAUUAUAGAUCAGCAGCAACCAAGCGCCUCCACGACCAGCCCGAAAGUCAUGUCGAAUAUGGUCACUCCAGAGCCAGAGACAUUUGUUGGAGACGCACCAAAAACCAACAACGACACUGAGUCACCACAAGGGGAUGCCCAAGAUAAGCAGGUAGCGGCUUGCGACAUGGGAUUUACAGCGCCCGAUUCCAUCGCACCGGAGGAAGUGGUACCUGUGCCCGAGGAGGAGUGUGUGCCACUGGCCGCGGUCGAGGCAGUAUAUGUAAACCGUGCACAAGAGGCGAUCAACGGCCUGUUAAAAGAGCCAGCCCCACCGCCGAAAGACAUCAAAAGGGUUACUCAGGAUGGUGAGACGUCCCCUCCCUUGCCAAUAGAGCUUCUCCAACUGUUAAGCGAGGGAUGCCAACGAUAACCACUCUCAGCUGUGCCAUCUGUGACGAUGAAAUAAUGAUAGCCCAGCACAUCCUUCACGGUGUUGAGUCAAUAUGCCUAAACAAAUGCACUGACUAGCCUGUAAUGAAAUCUAAGUGUUUAAGGUCCUAGCUUUUGAUUAUUUUUAUUUUCAUUGGUCCUGGAGAUUCAACUCGAGGAUUCGCAACACUUAUUAUUCUGUCUCUAUUUUCUU
Molecule: messenger RNA, 830 nt
Organism: Phytomonas sp. EM1
Lineage: Eukaryota; Euglenozoa; Kinetoplastea; Trypanosomatida; Trypanosomatidae
Source: the annotation of a GenBank genome assembly